Molecule: messenger RNA, 1008 nt
Organism: Acanthosepion pharaonis
Lineage: Eukaryota; Metazoa; Mollusca; Cephalopoda; Sepiida; Sepiidae
Source: the annotation of a GenBank genome assembly
AUGCUGAAUGUUUCCUGUGUGGAAACGGCUAUUCUCAUCAUUACCAUUACCGAAAAUAAUACUCCAAAUUUUCAUCCAUCUUUUCCUUCUUUUCUUUCAUUUUCUCCCUUUUCUUUUUCCUCUUCCCAUAUUUUCUCUUUUCCUCUUUUACCUUCUACCUUUUCUUUCGACAUUUUCUCUUUUCCUUUUUCCUUCCCCUCUUCCUUCCCCUAUUCUUUCACCUUCGUCCUUUUCUUCUUCUUCUUCCUACACUUUCUCUUCUUACUGUUCUUUCCCUUUCUCUCUAUUCUCCAUCUUGUUCUUUGUCCGACAUUUUCUAUGUUUCACUUCCUCCUCGCUCUGUUCUUUUACAUUCUCCACCAUUUCUGCUACCUCUUCUACCAUUUUUUUUCUUACCCUUCUUUAUACAUUUUCCCUAUAUUCUCUUCUUCUUCUUCUUCAACCUUCUUUUCAUUUCCUUCUUCUUCCGCCACCGUCUGUCCUUUCUGUACACCCUCCUCUUCACAAUCAUCUUUCGACUUUAUUUUCAUUUUUAUUCUUCUUCCCCUUCUUCCACGUCUUCAUCUUCUUUUUCUUCGUUCUAUUUUUCCUUUUCGCCUACCUUACUUAUAUAGUCUUCAGUUCCACCAUCUUUUCUUCUUCUCCCUCUACGUUUUCUUUUGCCUUUUCUUUUACUUUCAUCUUCUCUUCUUUCUCUUCCUACUUAUCUUCUUCAUCAUCCUCUUGCUCUUCUUUCUACUUCUUCUUCUUUAUCAUCUUCUGCCAUCAUUAAUUCAUUCUUGCCUUCUUUUUCUCCAUCCACUUCUUGUUCUUUUUACUCGUUUUCUUUUUCCUUUUCUUCUAUCUUCUUUUCUCUCUUCGUCAUCGUUCUCUUCUUCCACCUUUUAUUCUUUUUCCUCGAAUUCUAAUUAUCUUUUUUCCUUUACUUCCUCCUCCUCUUUUUUCUCUUUCUACUCCCCUUCUCCCUGUUCCUCUUCCAUCUUCUUCUUCAUCUUUUUCAUUCAUUAA